This is a messenger RNA of Magnolia sinica, 1519 nucleotides long. RefSeq lists its product as uncharacterized. Gene Ontology annotation, biological process: beta-D-galactose catabolic process via UDP-galactose, Leloir pathway; glucose metabolic process. The record is from RefSeq and is a predicted model, not a curated record. The transcript has 5 exons. Gene Ontology annotation, molecular function: aldose 1-epimerase activity; carbohydrate binding. The coding region runs from base 96 to 1112 and encodes 338 amino acids. NCBI's taxonomy places the organism in Eukaryota, Viridiplantae, Streptophyta, Magnoliopsida, Magnoliales, Magnoliaceae.
CGUCGCGAUGUAUGGUAGCGAAGCUGUUGAAGAAGAAUCGAAAUCAAGAUCCUAGAGAAUCGCAAUCGCAUUGGUGAGGAGUUUGGAGAAGGAAAAUGACAGAGAAGAAAGCAGAAGUGUUCGAACUCAACAAUGGAACCCUUGUCGUUAAAAUCAGUAAUUGGGGCGCUACCAUUACUUCCCUUCUCCUUCCUGACGUCCAUGGAAAUGUCGCCGAUGUGGUUCUUGGAUUCGACUCUCUCGACUCAUAUCUUAAAGGCAAUGCACCAUACUUCGGCUGCAUUGUUGGUCGAGUGGCAAACAGAAUCAAAGAGGGGAAGUUUACUCUCAAAGGGGUGGAAUAUUCAUUGCCCAUCAACAAUCCGCCUAACAGUCUCCAUGGGGGAAACAAGGGUUUCGAUAAAGUGCUUUGGGAUGUAGCGGAACGUAAAGAUGGUGAAACCCCAUCUAUCACCUUCAAAUAUCAUAGUCCAGAUGGUGAGGAAGGUUACCCUGGCGAUGUCAAUGUGACAGCAACAUACUCAUUGACUUCGAGCAUGACAUUACGACUCGACAUGGAAGCCGUGCCUAAGAAUAAAGCAACUCCAAUCAAUUUAGCUCAGCACACCUACUGGAACCUAGCUGGCCACAACUCCGGUGACAUUCUCAAUCAUUCAGUUCAAAUAUUGGCAAACCACAUUACCCCGGUCGAUCAGAAUUCGAUCCCAACAGGUGAGAUCAUGCCAGUUAAGGACACUCCCUUUGAUCUCACGACUGCGAAAAAGAUUGGCUCUACGAUCGGUCAUGUCCCUGGCGGGUAUGAUCACAAUUACAUACUUGAUUUUGGAGAAGAGAAAUUGGGUUUGAAACAUGUGGCUAGAGUGCGGGACCCAACAAGCACGAGGGUCCUCAAUGUGUGGGCCGAUGUGCCUGGGGUGCAGUUUUACAGCGCGAACUACGUCGAUGGUGUUGUUGGUAAAGGUGGGGCCAUCUAUGGGAAGCAUGCAGGGUUGUGUUUGGAGACACAGGGAUUCCCGAAUGCCAUAAACCAGCCAAACUUCCCUUCUGUGGUGGUAGAGCCUGGUGAGAAGUAUAGGCACACCAUGUUGUUUGAGUUCUCAUUGGGAGAGUAAUCUUCAAAGGAAUUCAUGGUGGGUGACUGGGCUCGAUUACCUUGGCAGUUCCUCACCAUUUCUAAAACGAUAGUGGCCCGACCAUCCAUCGUGUGCAAGUCAUAGUUGUAUGGCAAUCUAGACCGUCCAAAUAGCUUAUCCAGCUGUGGAUGAAACAUAGCCCAAAAAUUACUGAGAUAGUGACGGUAGCCAUCUGAUUUUGUCUUUUGAAUCUGGACAAUUGUUUUACUUUUAACCAUUAUUGUAUUUAUCCAUCCAUUGGAUGGUUAGAAUUGCUUGAUCAGUGUGAUUUUUGAGCUAUGCUUCCUUCACAUGUGCCACAUGCGAUAUCCUUGCACGUGUGCAACAUGCUAGGACGAGUCAUCAGUUGUUUUUCUAAAAUGAUGGUGAACUACCACCGGUUUCUU